AUGAUGCGUGUACUAGUGGUCCUCCUGGUUCUUCUCGGAGUCGCCACGGCUUUCCUGGGCAUCGGACGGCAACAGUCGAUCGCCGUCAGCGGCAGGCUCAUCUGCAACGGCUACCCGGCCGGAGAAGUCCGGCUCAAGCUCUAUGAGAAGGAUAUUCGUGAGUUUUCGGAUAUUGAGAAGUAAACUAUUUUCAAAAAAGCAAGCUGAAACCACUUGAAACCUAAAGAGACAUGUCCAAGCUUAGAAGAAUAAUAUUUCAGUCUGGGACACGCUGAUGAAGGAGAGCUACUCGGGUCCCGACGGCACCUUCAUCAUUGCUGGCGACGGCCGCGAAAUCACCAACAUCGACCCCAAACUCAACAUCUACCACAAGUGCAACUACAACGGAGUGAGUCACAGAAAAAAAAAACUUUGAACUUUCCGAAACCCAGCCUACGGUAAAAAUCUGAGCCUACUUUAUUGAAAAGAAGCGGUACCGAUCCGUGCGAUAAUUGUUAGAUUCAAUUUUCAAGACAAUUUUUUAGCCAUGCGUCAAGAAGUUCGGCAUCACGAUCCCCGACCAGUUCAUUUCCGCUGGAAAGCACCCGCGAAUGACCUAUGACAUUGGAACGUUGAACCUCGCCAACAACUUUGACGGACAAUCAACAGAUUGCAUUAACUAA
This is a messenger RNA of Caenorhabditis auriculariae, 662 nucleotides long. The record is from the annotation of a GenBank genome assembly. NCBI's taxonomy places the organism in Eukaryota, Metazoa, Nematoda, Chromadorea, Rhabditida, Rhabditidae.